AUGACCUCAUUUGAAGCGACGGGCCAACGGGCCAACGAGUACAGGGUGUGCGCUCUCCGUGCUCUAUAUAUCAUUCACUGCCCACCGACAAUCACAUUUACUACCACAGAUCCUGCCAACUACCCAGUUCCUUCUCCUCGUUAUCUUGCUAUUCAUGCACCAUGCGCACGCGCCUCACGCAAGGUGAUGAGGGAAAGGGAGUUUACCACGGUGCUUGUAUAUGAUGGGGGAUCCGCCGCGCUUCUAGAGCAGCUGCUGGUGCAGUCGAAGAUCGAGGACGGAGAUGACCCAGAAGAGGAGACGAUCGCCAAUUCUAUUCAAUGA
Molecule: messenger RNA, 324 nt
Organism: Guyanagaster necrorhizus
Lineage: Eukaryota; Fungi; Basidiomycota; Agaricomycetes; Agaricales; Physalacriaceae
Exons: 3
Coding region: 1-324 (107 amino acids)
Source: RefSeq, a predicted model, not a curated record